Notolabrus celidotus (New Zealand spotty) is the source of this 2011-nucleotide messenger RNA. RefSeq names its product alpha-1,6-mannosylglycoprotein 6-beta-N-acetylglucosaminyltransferase B-like. The coding region runs from base 387 to 1556 and encodes 389 amino acids. The transcript is spliced from 9 exons. Gene Ontology annotation, molecular function: alpha-1,6-mannosylglycoprotein 6-beta-N-acetylglucosaminyltransferase activity. Gene Ontology annotation, cellular component: Golgi apparatus. NCBI's taxonomy places the organism in Eukaryota, Metazoa, Chordata, Actinopteri, Labriformes, Labridae. The record is from RefSeq and is a predicted model, not a curated record. Gene Ontology annotation, biological process: protein N-linked glycosylation.
CGCCCUGGAGGAGCUCUCUCAGCUGAGAGGAGAGAAUCAGUCGGAGCUUCAUUCAUUCAGAGGAGAGCUCAUCAGUCCUGGUACUGCGCUCGAUGCAGCUGCAUCACCUAGACUUUCACACACUGAGGACACCAUCAUCAUCAUCAGCUCUGAUUCAGGCUCCACAUUCUGGUCUCCUUAGUCCCUCUGCAGGUCCGGUACAGAGAGACAGACUGAGGGGCUGCUGCAGGACUCACAUCUGCGGGGUUACUGCUGAAGUUGGACUGGGAAGUUGGACCGGUUCUGGACGGACCCUGGGUAGAAAGUUCUGGUUUUAUGGUCUGGUUUUAUGUGAGAGAGGCUUGCACCAUGCUGAGGAGAACCGGAUCUGAGUACGAGAGUGGACAAUGAUUUCAAACAGCAACGAGCUUUUCAUUAUGGUGAGGAGAUGUCUGCUCACUUUCAAACCGUUCAGGAUCUUUGUGUUGGGGAUCGGCUUCUUCAGCCUGUGCUUCCUAAUGACCUCUCUCGGGGGCCAGUUCUCGGCCAAGAGACCCGGAGACUCCCCGUUCACGGUGCGAGCAGAAGACCUCUUCAUGGGUAAGGAGAAGUUCCUCUCCAUCCUGCAUCGAUACAUGGACAUCCACGGCACGGUGUACUUUGAGACGCAGCGUCCCACCGAGGUGCCGGCCUUUGUGAAGAACCACGGUCUGCUGCCUCAGCAGGAGCUGCAGCAGCUCCUCAAGGCGAAGCUCUUCAUUGGGUUUGGAUUCCCCUACGAAGGCCCCGCCCCUUUGGAGGCCAUAGCCAAUGGCUGCGUCUUCCUCCAGCCGCGGUUUAGCCCUCCUCACAGCUCUCUCAAUCAUGACUUCUUCAGAGGGAAGCCCACCUCCAGGAAGGUGUCGUCUCAGCACCCGUACGCAGAGCAGUACAUCGGCCGGCCACACGUGGUCACGAUCGACUUUGACAACUCUGAGGAUUUUGAUGCAACCAUCCGUGAGAUCAUGAGGAGUAACGUGGAGCCGUUCCUGCCCUAUGAGUACACCUGCGAGGGGAUGCUGGAGAGAGUUCAUGCCUACAUCCAGAACCAGGACUUCUGCUCCCCUGAGGCUCCGUUUCCUCCUGUGAACUCCUCUGGCUCGUGGCCCGGCAGCCCUCCGAGUCCUUUCAUCCUCCACCCAAACUCCAGCAUCCUCACCUGGGCCCCCAACGCCAACGCCAACGCCUCUUCCUCCUACGCGUCCUGGCCCCCCCUCAGUGCGCUGCGGCUGCUGGCUUCGCCGGAGGGCGGGUCCUGUGUGAAGGCGUGUCAGAGCGCAGGACUCAUCUGUGAACCCGCCCUGUAUCGGUUCAUCAACAUCAAAGAAGCCUUCAGCGCGUUGGACUUCCAGUGUGAGGGUCUGGAGUCUGAGAUGAACCACCUCUUCCCCGCCUUCUCAGCAGAGCACGCCGAAUGCGGCCUGCAGCAGGACCCGCUGCUGUUCAGCUGCGCCGGCUCCAGCCCCAAACACCAGCGCCUGUGCCCCUGCAGGGACUUUGUGCACGGGCAGGUGGCGCUGUGCAGAGACUGCUUAUGACCAGAGGAGGAGCCGUGCACAGAGACUGGAUCCUCUCUGGAAGUGAGAGUCUGUGGGGAAACGCUGAUGAACACUGAGUCCGCUCCUUACCUCUGACCACAGACCGGCUGCCAAAGAAGGGGAAGUGUUUGUACCUCUCAGGGAAAUGCAUGAUUGUACUUUGGAUCUGGUGGGUCGAGCCUGAAGGUCUUCAUGGCUGCAUCGUCGUUUGAAAUGCAUCUUUUGAAGGACUGUAAGCAAUCAAAGUAAAGCUUUGAUAAAACAUGUUACCGAUGCUUGAAUCUCACAAGUGUUUACUAAGUGUUGUGUGGAAACUACUGUAUCAUCGUGGAGUUUGGAUAUUUGUACUAGAUGCACCCAAAGCCAUUUACACCAUGAUGAGAUGUACUCUUUUCCAUGUCCUGUAUGAAUAUAUUUGUACAUAAGUGUUGUUUAAUAAAACAGAGGGGGAAGAA